AUGGCUGGAGAAAGCGGUUCGAGUAAGGCCAAGCGAACGACGUCGGUUGAUUAUGGCGAGAAAGAGCUCAUCUCGAAAAUACCGGAUCUUGGAAUUGCUCAACUUCGUUUCUUGGUCAACAAUCCCGAGUUAGAUCCGAGUUUGAAGGCCAGCAAUUGGAAAACACUCAUCGAAUUGAUCAAAAGCAACGAAAUGGGACCGUAUUACAAAACGGUGUGUGAUGAGGUUGGCGCAGCCAUCAAUGAAACACUUCUGAACGAACUGAAGGAGAAGAACGAGAAACGUGUCAAGGAAAUGGAUGCGGAAAUCGAGGAUGCUGAACAAAAUCUGGGUGAAAGUGAAGUGAGACAAGCGCUGUUACGUAAAAGUGAAUAUUUGUGUCAAAUCGGUGAUAAAGAUGCAGCAGUGACUGCAUUCCGUCGAACAUAUGAAAAAACGGUUGGAUUGGGAUAUAGAAUUGAUUUGAUCUUCAAUCUGAUUCGUCUCGGUCUGUUCUUCUUGGAUCACCAGUUGAUCAAUACGAAUAUCGCUAAAGCAAAAGAUCUCAUGGAACAAGGUGGUGAUUGGGAACGGAAAAACAGAUUGCGGUCGUAUGAGGGCCUUUAUAAGAUGGCCAUUCGUGACAUGAAAGGUGCUGCGGCUCUGUUCCUUGAGGCAGUACCGACGUUCGGUUCCUACGAGCUGAUGUCCUAUGAGCAUCUGAUAUUCUACACAGUGAUUUGCUCUGUUUACGCAUUGGAAAGACCAGAUCUGCGAACGAAAGUGAUCAGAUGUAAUGAAAUUCAAGAGCAGUUAACUGGUGGUGGUGAGAAGGGAGCGUUGAUCCCGAUCAAACAGUAUUUGGAAGCAUUUUACGGGUGCAGAUACGACGAACUGUUCGUGUUGUUGGCACAGUUGGAGAGUGAACGCCUGAAAUUCGAUCGUUAUUUAGCGCCACAUUAUAAUUUCUAUUCAAGAGCGAUGCGCCUGAAAGCCUACAAGCAAUUCCUUACACCAUAUAAAACGGUGCGACUGGAUAUGAUGGCGAGAGAUUUUGGCGUGUCGAAGGCAUUUAUUGAUAAGGAACUGCAUGCGUUGAUCGCUGCGGGACAGUUGCACUGCAGAAUCGACGCGGUUCGUGGUGUUAUCGAGAUGAACCAUCCGGACACGAAGAACCACCUUUAUCGAAGUGUCAUCCGUGAUGGCGAUAUUUUACUGAAUCGAAUCCAGAAGUUGGCGCGUGUGAUCAAUGCUUAA
Messenger RNA from Anisakis simplex (herring worm), 1236 nucleotides. The record is from the annotation of a GenBank genome assembly. NCBI's taxonomy places the organism in Eukaryota, Metazoa, Nematoda, Chromadorea, Rhabditida, Anisakidae.